AUGGACGGCGUGGGGGACCUUCGAGAGCGUGCGAGCUCCCGCGCGCCCUCUCGCACGAGCACAAAUAGCUCGCAUUCUCAUCGCUUCCACCACGCCAAUUGCGCCUCUCCUUCUUCCACAGGGCCCCAGGUCUCCAGCUUUCUACAAGAGCGGAUCCAGCGGCGCCAGGCCGAGAAAAAGAUGAGCGGGGAACUGAGCGUCUCGAGCGGCAGUGCACGCGAUGGGGACCGGGACCGAGACGUGCACAGCUCGCCGAUCCGGAGGACUGCCACAGCCAUGAGCACGCACGCUCGCUCGAACAGCGGCGAUGAGGACAAGGGAAACAUGGGAGUCAAGGAAAUGGAGAAGGCUGCCUCGACUUUACACAAGCAGAACUUCGACCUGAAGCUCGAAUUAUAUCACCGCCGUGAGAAACAGAUGGAACUAGAGGAGAAGACAAAAAGGUUGGAGCAGGACUUCACGGAACUGCGGACACAGCAUGUUGAGGUGGCGGAGAUGAACGAUAGUCUAGUCUCGGAGCUGGAGAAACGGGACAAGGCCGUGGCCGAAGCCAUCGAGGUUAUCUGUGAUCUGCAAGCCAGGGUCGACGAGCUACUACGCGAGAGAGAGAUGGUCCGUAUAGUCGAGGAAGACUACCAACGUCACGUACAUGCAAGAGGGGUCGAUGCAUCAGCCCAGGGGGGACCGGAGGACGGCCAUCGGGUUGUUUCGCCGGCAGAGACUUUUGGCGCGCCCAGUCGGCUUGGAGAUUUGAAGACGCUCGAGCGUAUGUCCAGCUUCCUUUCCGAGCCCGAGCGGAAUGAGACCACUCCCAACUUGCGCGGCUAUAUCCUCAACAACAAGAGCAGUUUGCUCCAUAUGCGCAAGGUCUCGGAAUCGAGUGUGGAUCCUAGCGAGGUUAACCGCCUAGCUAGCCCCAGUGGCCUCAGUGUGCUGAGUGAGAGCUCGUUUGCGAGCGUCUACGGCAAGAAUAAGAGGACGCCGGCGACGACGCGCUCACCAGCGCCGCAGAGGCAGUUCUCUACCACUAGCAGCAACGGAACAUUCACCUCGCCUAAUCAGCAAGAUGACGAUGGUUGGCAAGCUCGUAAGAGCAGCAAUGCGCGCAGCGCUAGUUCUGGUGAUAUCAUUAGGGGAGGGGCCAGCCUACUGAGUCAAGUGCAACCCGGUGGUGAUAUUAGGAAUAUCGCCUCUCCACUCCAGCAGGUUGAGAUGCUUGGAAGGAAGCUAUCGGUGGGUGAUUCCUCACGGCCAUCAACCUCGAGUCACGGUAAGGGGGUGGAUACCCCCUCCCGGCCUCGGCCCAAAAGUAAGACCAAGCAAGAGAAGCGGGAAGCGUUGCGAAAGGUCAUUACGAGCUCGCCCUCCGCGAAUGACUUUGAUAGCUCACGAGUGCUUCCUCCGACGCCUGAUACGAUAUCUAGCUCCACACUGCGCCGGUACCAGAACUCCAACGACACCUUGUCCAGGGACCCCCGGGUAACGCCCAAAGACAGCUUCACCGAUAGUCAGGCACUGCCUGUUAGUGGUGCUGCCAUCGACUGUGAAACCAAGUUAGCCAACACCAACUUCUCCAAGUCCACGUCCUCGGCCUACAUUGACCGCAGAAACGCAAACGUUCCUGUCAAUCAGUUCGCCACGUUUGGUCAUCAUGCUCACGCCCUUCCACAGCGCCCCCGGUCGGCAGAUGAGACUACCAUCUCCCGCCAUCGUGCUAAUAGCUGGAUGUCAGAUUCGGACUCGGAUGGCGGCGCGGAUGCAUGUUCUGAUGAUGACGACCUCGAUCCUUGGUUGCGUGAGAGCGUCAGCUCAAACAGGGGAGCCGGUUCACCUGACCUGUUCAGCUUCCCGGCAGAGGCUGGUAGAUGGCAGAGUGAUGCUCUUUUCGGAGCACUGCGUGGAAGCGGUUUCCUCGGGUCCCCUCCGCCGGAGUUGAAACGUGAGCCUCUGGAUCACAUCCAUGGAGCCCUGAGCACCCCUCGGACAGCUGUCUUCCAACCCCCCACUCCGGCUGAUUCCAGCGAAGCUCCAGAGCCGCCUCCACGCCGAUCUAGUAUCACCCGGACAGGAAGCAGUCAUGCUGCUUCGCCUAAAGGAGGGAAGAUCAGGAAGAAUCUCCUUCGGGCGAACAGUGGCGGGAAACGCGCAGGGAGGGCCAGAAGCAAUAGCAUUGACUCGGCACAGGUUGCUCCGCCGGCAGCCAUGCAGGCCGACUACCAGACUGACGGAGCGGGCCAGGCGAAAAGAAACCAAUAUCCUCCGAUAUCCGGUCAGCUGACAAGGUCCAGGGGGUUUAGUGGACUUGGUGGACUUUUCAGGAGAUCGCUCGGAGGAAGCCAACAAGCAAGCCCUACAGAGGCGGCAUUCACUCCUGAGCAGGUGCAGCAGCCACUGGCUCACACGCAGGCGGAACAGCGACGAGCUCAGUCAAGUGGGAGGAGCAGCGUACCUCCACCAGCCGUUAGGCCCUGGAAGCCGCAGGCGGCAUUCGACGAUGACCUGACGAGUGCUACGCCGCCUCCUAUCAUGCGUAAUCGCGUGUACCAGCCGAGCGUUGCUUUGGACACUGGAGAUGACCCCACGACGCCGCGGAAGCACGUAGCUGCUGACGCCAACGACGUCGAUAAAAGUGAGACUGUAGUCAGUCCAGGGAGCGGCACCGGUACACCUCAGGGUGGGCGGCGCAAAUGGUUGGGGCUGGGGAGAAUGAAUAGCUUGAAGAAUCGAGCUGGCUGA
Molecule: messenger RNA, 2736 nt
Organism: Neoarthrinium moseri
Lineage: Eukaryota; Fungi; Ascomycota; Sordariomycetes; Amphisphaeriales; Apiosporaceae
Exons: 2
Coding region: 1-2736 (911 amino acids)
Cellular component (GO): microtubule organizing center
Source: RefSeq, a predicted model, not a curated record